This is a messenger RNA of Heterostelium album PN500, 2466 nucleotides long. RefSeq lists its product as uncharacterized. Gene Ontology annotation, cellular component: mediator complex. The transcript is spliced from 6 exons. Gene Ontology annotation, biological process: regulation of transcription by RNA polymerase II. The record is from RefSeq and is a predicted model, not a curated record. Gene Ontology annotation, molecular function: transcription coactivator activity. Bases 1 to 2466 code for a protein of 821 amino acids. Lineage: Eukaryota; Evosea; Eumycetozoa; Acytosteliales; Acytosteliaceae.
AUGACAAGACAAUGGGAUACAAAUGGUGAUAAUAUAAAAGAACUUGAAAAAAAGAUUGAAUUUCUUGGAGGUAUUAGAGUAUCACCGUGGUCUAUAUCAUGUUCAUUAUAUCUAGAGAGACUGCCUGAUGGUUCGCCUAAUGCACCCAGAGAGUUUCAUCUUCUAACCUUUGAUGAAAAGAUAAAAAAGAGUUAUAUGGUUAGUCAGUACACAGUUGUCGAAGCAGAUCGUGAAGUUGUAUCGAUCUUGGAGAAAACCAACAGUUAUAAAAAGAGACAAACACAUGAGAUAUCCGGUAACAAAUAUGAAAUAGGUGACUUUAUCAUUAGAAUCGGACCAAUAGUUUUAAAUGCAGAUGUAAAAGCUAUUGCAGUUGAAGUUGAGUAUACAGCUUGCUCUGUUACAUCUACAUCACCAUUCAACGCAACGAAACUACUCUCAGAGUUUAUCAGUGGAAACCUGGGAUUCCCAGCAGAUCAAGUACAAACCUCAUACGAUUUCAGUGCAUUUCCAGCACUGCCGCGAAACUACUCUGAACUACACACAUCAAUACAAUAUUCAAAACAAAUAAAUGUAUCAAUCAUUUUAAUUGUUACUAUUUUAUUUUUGGUGAUAGUUAUUGUUUUAAAAUUGUUAAUAUGGAAUCAACCAUAUUUUAUAUAUCCAACACCUUCUGAAGCAACUACAGUAGAUUGUCCGGUUGGAAGUACAACUACAUGGCAAUACUCUGUAACCACCAAGCUGUUACUCCCAUUCGAUAGAUUAGAUAUCUCAGUAGCCAAACAUCCAGAUGGUGUCAAGAUUUCGAAAGAAAUACAUAACAAUCAUGUUGUUUCAGUCAUACUAGAGUGGGCACCAUAUUCUUACCAAGCAGGUGUCUAUAGUGUUGUAGUUGCAGUUAAAUCAUCAUUACUACCAUUCAGUUUUUAUUCUCAAGUGAUACAUUUUGAUAUCGUUGCAACAAAUUAUGCAUGUAAUAAUGGUGAUUUGAAUAUGGAUUACAAUUCGACUUCAGACGACUUUUGUUUGUGCAGAGAAGGAUUCGCUCCUGAUUCAAUGUGUCUGAAUUGUCUUGUUGGAUAUCAAGGUGAUCAGUGUAAACCAAUCGCUGUUAAAGAUUGCGAGAAUGGAGGUGUUUUCAAUAAUGUAACAAUGCUAUGUGAUUGUCCUGACAAUUGGUAUGGAGAGAAUUGUCAACUAUCGAUUGAUAGUAGAAAUCACUGUGGUAAACACCACCGAAAAUCUACUACUUCUCCAUCUUUAUCUUUGUCUUACGAAUUAGCAUCGUUUGGCGAAACAGAGAACAGCUACUUGACACCUGUGAUCCAACAAAUUGUUGUGUCACCAGAGGAUUCAGAGAUUGUCACUACCAUUACAUUUAAACAAUCACCAUAUAUCCAAUUGCAAUCACCCUACAGUAAUAACAAAGAUAAGAAAAAAAAGAAGAACGACGACAAAUGGGAUAAAUAUGAAAGUGCAGAGAGACACGCCAAGAAAAAAUUGGAUAUCUAUUUAUUAUUUGAUUUGGCAAUGCCAUCGGAUGAUGUACUUUUGGAGAUUUACCGUGGUUUUGAAAGAUUCUUAUUGUUGACAUCAACAGUGUUUCCAGACACACAGUUUGGCUUGGGCUACUUUAAUAGCGAUGCCAAUUGCGAUGCCGAUGAAUCGUUCAAUCCAGAAGAUUCUUAUUCACCUAUAAUGAAAAUCGGUCACCUUACAAACAGGGCUCUGGAUCAAUCUAUAUUCCAUGAUUUCUAUGUUUCCAAUCCCAACUGUAAUAAAGUAGAUCCAGUGUCACCAGUUAUCGCGGCUAUUAAGAAUCAAAAUGAAACCAUUGGUUGGAGACAAGAUUCGGUGAGAUCCAUCAUGUAUUUCACAACUAGUGCACUUCAUACUAGUGGAUCUCUUGAACUCCAAGACAAGAUUAAACAAGUCAAUCAGAUGUUGGCCGACCAAUACAUCACCAUUUCAAAACUAGCGGUUUUCAAUUUGGAUACCAAUAAUGGAGCAACAGGAAGUUGGGGCGUAUUCGAGUAUGGAACUUACUCUGUGGUUGAAGUUAGAGAGUGGCUAAAGAGUGCGUUAAGUUCACUCAAUAGAGCACUCAAUUUACCAGUCUAUAUCAAUCCAUCAACAAAAUCAUCUUCAUCGUUAUCAACCAAAAUAAUAUGGAAUAGCAAUGAACCAUCAAAAGCAAAGAGUAUCAAUAAUAAGGAAAGAUUAGAUUGCAAAGACGAUGCAGAUAAAAAAGAGAAAAAAGAUAAACAUCAUAGAAAAGAUAAACAUAAAGACGACGAUAAAGAUAGAAAAGAUGGAAAUACCGAUUCAUUGGAUAUAGUAGAGUAUUCACUUACGAUUUUAACGAAGCCAAUUGAUUUAAGACCAACAAAAAUUCAACUAGUCAAACCUGGUUAUGGUAAAUCAGAUAUUCAGUUGAUUUACAGAACCAACGAGACCAAAGACUAA